Jaculus jaculus (lesser Egyptian jerboa) is the source of this 2374-nucleotide messenger RNA. RefSeq names its product mediator complex subunit 17 (gene Med17). The transcript is spliced from 12 exons. Lineage: Eukaryota; Metazoa; Chordata; Mammalia; Rodentia; Dipodidae. Gene Ontology annotation, cellular component: core mediator complex; mediator complex. Gene Ontology annotation, biological process: regulation of transcription by RNA polymerase II. The record is from RefSeq and is a predicted model, not a curated record. Gene Ontology annotation, molecular function: transcription coregulator activity. Bases 64 to 2013 code for a protein of 649 amino acids.
GGCGUCAGCCUCUCGCCAGCGUGUGAGCGCGGGGGCCCUCAGCCUCCCGCCGCCGCCGCCAGCAUGUCGGGGGUGCGAGCGGUGCGCAUCAGCAUCGAGUCGGCCUGCGAGAAGCAGGUGCAGGAGGUGGGCCUGGAUGGCACCGAGACGUACCUGCAGCCACUGUCCAUGUCGCAGAACCUGGCGCGUCUGGCCCAGCGGAUCGACUUCAGCCAGGGUUCGGGCUCCGAGGAAGAGGAGGCGGCGGGGCCCGAGGGCGACGCGCAGGACUGGGCUGGAGCCGGCGCCGAGCAGGAGGACGAGGAGGGGUUGGUAAAAUUUCAGCCUUCCUUAUGGCCUUGGGAUUCAGUGAGAAACAAUUUGAGAAGUGCCCUUACCGAAAUGUGUGUUCUCUAUGAUGUUCUCAGUAUUGUUAGAGACAAAAAGUUUAUGACUCUUGAUCCUGUCUCUCAAGAUGCACUUCCUCCCAAACAGAAUCCUCAGACAUUGCAGCUGAUUUCUAAGAAGAAGUCCCUUGCUGGAGCAGCUCAAAUCCUGCUGAAGGGUGCAGAAAGGCUAACUAAGUCAGUGACUGAGAACCAAGAGAACAAACUGCAGAGAGACUUCAACUCUGAACUCUUGAGACUGCGGCAACACUGGAAGCUCAGGAAAGUUGGGGAUAAAAUUCUUGGCGAUCUGAGCUACAGAAGUGCAGGAUCUCUCUUUCCCCAUCAUGGCACUUUUGAAGUGAUUAAGAACACAGAUAUUGAUCUGGAUAAGAAGAUACCAGAAGAUUACUGUCCUCUCGAUGUCCAGAUUCCUAGUGAUUUAGAAGGAUCUGCAUACAUCAAGGUUUCCAUUCAGAAACAGGCUCCUGACAUCGGUGAUCUUGGCACAGUUAACCUGUUCAAGCGACCUUUGCCCAAAUCCAAAUCAGGUUCCCCACAUUGGCAGACAAAAUUAGAAGCAGCACAGAAUGUUCUUCUGUGUAAAGAAAUCUUUGCCCAGCUCUCCCGGGAAGCUGUUCAAAUUAAGUCACAGAUCCCUCACAUUGUGGUGAAAAACCAGAUUAUCUCUCAGCCCUUUCCAAGCUUGCAGUUGUCUAUUUCCUUGUGCCAUUCUUCAAAUGAUAAGAAAUCCCAGAAAUCUGCCACUGAGAAGCAGAGUUCAGAGGAUCACCUUUAUGUCCUAGAGCAUAACCUGCACCUGCUGAUCAGAGAGUUUCAUAAGCAGACCUUGAGUUCCGUGGUGAUGCCUCAUCCAGCAAGUGCUCCUUUUGGUCACAAGAGAAUGAGACUUUCAGGUCCUCAGGCUUUUGAUAAAAAUGAGAUCAGUUCAUUACAGUCCAGUGAAGGGCUCCUAGAAAAAAUAAUUAAACAAGCAAAGCAUAUUUUCCUGAGGAGCAGAACUGCUGCAACUAUUGACAGUUUAGCAAGUCGCAUCGAGGACCCUCAGAUACAGGCUCACUGGUCAAAUAUCAAUGAUGUGUAUGAAUCUAGCGUGAAAGUUUUAAUCACAUCGCAAGGUUAUGAACAAAUAUGCAAGUCCAUCCAGCUGCAGUUGAACAUUGGCGUUGAGCAGGUCCGUGUCGUGCACAGAGAUGGCCGAGUGAUCACCUUGUCCCACCAGGAGCAGGAGCUGCAGGAUUUCCUUCUGUCUCAGAUGUCACAGCAUCAGGUACAUGCUGUUCAGCAGCUAGCCAAGGUUAUGGGCUGGCAGGUCCUUAGCUUCAGCAAUCAUGUGGGACUCGGACCUGUGGAGAGCAUUGGCAAUGCUUCUGCCAUAACAGUGGCCUCUCCCAAUGGUGACUACGCUAUAUCAGUUCGUAAUGGACCUGAAAGUGGCAGCAAGAUUAUGGUUCAAUUUCCCCGUAACCAGUGUAAAGACCUUCCAAAAAGUGAUGUUUUACAAGAUAACAAGUGGAGUCAUCUUCGUGGGCCAUUUAAGGAAGUUCAGUGGAAUAAAAUGGAAGGCCGAAACUUUGUUUACAAAAUGGAGCUGCUUAUGUCUGCACUUAGCCCUUGUCUACUAUGAUUUCUUCCAGAACAAUUUGCAGAAACUUUGUUUGCAGACCGGUUACAAGCACAAGGGAGAGAAAUCUUCCACAUAAGUACUGCAUGCUCACCCAUUAGACCAUUGGAGCACCAGUCUUCCAAAGCAAUGUUGAUUAAAAACAUGGUAACUGUUUACCUGGCAUCUUGAAACCUUUCACUUUAUAAGUGACAAGCGCUUUGUGGAACUCAGAAGUUCAUGUACAUUUGUAGCUGUGCAGGGUGGGGACAUGUGAAGAUACACAUUUUUUAUAACGUUCACCUGAAAAUGUUACUGACUUCAGAGCUUGGAUUUACUUUUUUGAAUAACCCUUCUUUGAUGUUAACCUCAAUAAAAUCUUCAG